AACAGUUUCGAGAUGUGGCGGAGAGAGGUCCCCGUUGGGUGAGCAGCCCGGGAAGGCCCGCCCAGAUUCCGGCCCCCUGCCCUUGUCCCCUGGGCUGGGGGCGCGGGCGCAGCCGGGGGCCCGGAGGGCACCGAGAGGCGCCAGCGGGACCCGAGGCCCAAGCAGGCGGCCGAGGCGGGCCGGGCGCAGCAGCCAUGCCCACCUGGGGGGCUGGCGCCCCGUCCCCUGACCGCUUUGCGGUGUCUGCGGAGGCAGAGGAGCGGGUGCGGGAGCAGCAGCUCUGCGUGGAACGCAUCUUCGGCGUGGGGAUGAGCGUCCUCCCUAAGGACUGUCCCGAGAACCCUCACAUCUGGCUGCAGCUUGAGGGCCCCAAGGAGAACGUGAGCCGAGCCAAGGAGUACCUGAAGGGGCUCUGUAGCCCGGAGUUGCAGGAGGAAAUCCACUACCCACCUCAACUGCACUGCAUCUUCCUGGGAGCCCGGGGUCUCUUUCUGGACUGCCUGGCCUGGAGCACCUGUGCCCACCUAGUGCCUCAGGCGCCUGGCUUGCUGGUGGUCAGUGGCCUGACUGAAGCCUUUGUCAUGGCUCAGAGCCGGGUGGAGGAGCUAGUGGAGAGGCUGAGCUGCGACUUCCGGCCUGGGCUUUCCCCGGGAGCUGGAGUGACAAGCGACUUCUCCGCCCUGCUGCAGUCCUGGCCAGAUGACCACAGGGCCGCCCUGCUGCAGCUGCCCCCGGCUGUCCAGGAGGAGCUGUUGAGUCUGGUGCAGGAGGUGUCCAGGGGGCGUGGGCUGCAGGUGCCCCCGUCCUGGGAGGGGAACCCCGGGGAGCUCAGAGCUCCCCCAGGGGAAGCCAGGGGCUCCCUGGACAUGGGGUCUAUGGGGCAAGGAGAUUCCAGGAUGGCAAGUGAAGAGGGUCAUGCUAUGCCGAAGGAGGUGGGCAGACUGGGUGGUCCCAGAGAGAUGGAGUUGAGGUGGAAGGAGCUGCCUGGGGGAGAGGCCUGGGAGAGAGAAGUAGCUUUCAGGACACAGACAGCAGGUGGAAGGACCGGGGAGGGGGGACCCCUGAGAGGCAAGGCCCCGGGGAAGGGAGUGCCCCAAGAGGGAGGAGGGCUCAGUGUCCAAAGUGAGCCUCCUGGUGCCCACGGCCCCUGUCAACGGGUGGCGCAACCUCGGGGAGCCUCCCUCCUCCAGCGGCUCCACAACGGGAGCGCCUCGCCUCCAAGAGUGCCUAGCCCUCCACCCGCCCCUGAGCCCCGCUGGCACUGUGGGGACCGGGGAGACCGGGGAGACCGGGGUGACCGGGCAGACAAGCCGCAGGCUGGGGCUCGGGGCCGGGGCUCCCCGUGGAAGCGAGGCGCCCGAGGUGGCAACUUGGUGACCGGCACGCAGCGUUUCCAGGAGGCCUUGCAGGAUCCCUUCAACCUGUGCCUGGCCAAUGUGCCUGGCCAGCCGGGCCUCCGCCACAUUGUCAUCGAUGGCAGCAACGUGGCCAUGGUGCAUGGGCUCCAGCACCACUUCUCCAGCCGGGGUAUUGCCAUUGCCGUGCAGUACUUCUGGGACCGUGGUCACCGGGACAUAACCGUCUUUGUGCCUCAGUGGCGCUUCAGUAAGGAUUCCAAGGUCAGAGAGAGUCACUUCCUGCAGAAGCUGUACUCCCUCAGCCUGCUCUCGCUCACCCCUUCGCGAGUCAUGGAUGGCAAGAGGAUCUCCUCCUACGAUGAUAGGUUCAUGGUGAAGCUGGCCGAGGAGACCGACGGCAUCAUCGUGUCCAAUGACCAGUUCCGGGACCUGGCGGAGGAGUCCGACAAGUGGAUGGCAAUCAUCAGAGAGCGCCUGUUGCCCUUCACCUUCGUGGGGAACCUCUUCAUGGUCCCCGAUGAUCCGCUGGGGCGAAACGGGCCCACCUUAGAUGAGUUCCUCAAGAAGCCAGCCAGGACACAGGGGUCUUCUAAGGUGCAGCAUCCUCCCAAGGGCGUCGCAGGACACAAUAAUAAGCAACAGGGAAAAGAAGAGGAACAAGGCAGCAGCGGCAUUCGGAAGACCCGGGAGACGGAGCGGCUCCGACGCCAGCUACUGGAGGUGUUUCUGGGUCAGGACCACAAGGUGGACUUCAUCCUGCAGCGGGAGCCGUACUGCCGGGACAUCAACCAACUGUCUGAGGCCCUGCUCAGUCUCAACUUUUGAGCCUCCCCUGUCCGAGUGGCUGCUGCCCCAUCAGCUCUCACUCCCCCUACCCCCUACCCCCCAGCUCCACCUCCUUCCGUGAGAGACCCACCGCUGCUCAGACUGACCAAGACUCUGAGUUGGUUGCUUGGGCAUUCGGUGCAGGGAAUGCUCUUGCCUGGGGCACAUCCGGGACAGGUGCAUAGAGUGUCCAGGUCUCGUCUUGUGUCGGCACCUCAGAAAUUCUGCUCAGCCUUAACUUCUCAGCUUUGCCUUAGCACAGGGUUUCUGUAGAGUUGGGGCUGCUGGAAAGGGUAAGUCCUCCAGACACACCCCAGGCUGUUAGGGCAGAGACUGUGGUGGGCGGGAGGUAGCAAGGAAGCAGAACCUUGUUUCCUCCCGACUGCGGCUCUGCCAUGGCCAGAGAGGGCAGGCUUCCCAGGUCUCGCUGGGCUCCUGGCUGUUGGCUGGUCUCGGGAGGGCUAUGGAGUCCCAUGGGUUGGGGUGAAGGGAGCUGGUGAAGAAGGCAGAGGGAGACUUGGCCUCUGGUCUCAGUUGUGCAUGUCUGGGACCUUGACUGAGCGGCUUGGCCUUCACUUCUGCCUGUAAGUCAGGGGUAAGGAGGCCAUUGGGAGGAGACUUGAGAACAGAGGAAAGCUCGGAGGAGGAGAGGUACUCGGACCAAGUCUCAGGUGUGCCUGCCUGUGGCUGCACAGGCUCCCUAACCAAAACCUCACUUUCAGAGAUAUGUGGGCCCCUGUCUCUAGGGCCUCUGUCCUAGAUUUUAAUACUGCAUCCUCAGUAAUAUGCCCUACAAUGGCUGCGUCCCUUUGGGGCAACCUCCAAAAUCCAUUAUUUACAAAAUAGCUAAAUUAGGGGUGACUGUUUGCAUUACCAAAAUACUCUCAGGGUUCCUAUAAUGGCAGCUCUCCUGUUGCAUUCAAAUGUUUACACAUGAACAGAUGUGUCAGAAUCCCUGGUUAGAUGCACUUGCUGAAGAGUGAGAACACUUGGCAAACUGAUGAAACCAGGCUCUGCCAUGACAAUGUCAAUGUCACCUGGCCCUAACAUUUUCUCUACAGCAGAUGGACAAAGCAAAGGCACACUUCUGCUGUGUGUGUGUGUGUAAGGGGAUAGGAGGGCUCACAGAGGUUGUGUCUAGAUGGACCAGCAAUCUGGGACAUGAAAACUAAAGAAUUAAGAGUUGGAAGGUAGCUCACCAGCCGGCAGACCAAGUCUGCCUUUGCAAUCAAGGCAGGCUCUUGCCACCUGAUUCCUAUCCAUCGUUGCCCGGAGUCCAGCCUGAAAUCCUGGGCCAGGGAAUUUCCUACCUCCCAAGGUCGCAGGUCUCCUGUAUGGGUAGUACUAAUCAGUAGUCCUUUAAUGCAGCCUAAAAUACGCUUUUCUUUUACUCCUGUUUUUGAGACCAAUUGUUCCCCCAAGGAACGAUAAAAGCUGGUCAAUUUCCUAGUGUCCAAGACCAGAUAAAGAAGGCCAGGUGCCCCCACCCGGGGUUAUACCUGGGCAUUGCAGCGAGUCCCUGGACAAGGUUCUUUCCGGGUUCUGACUUCUGCCUUCCUCUGAGUGGCCCUGGGAGCUGGACGUUGCGGGAGGAGCUGAAUGAUGAAGGGGAGGGUCCCUGGGUCCUACGGUCUUCACCCUGCCCUGUUGGUGAUUUACACUGGACCAUAUUAACCGGGGGUGGGGGCAGGUGUGCUGGAGUCAAGACUGGCCAGGGAGGCGACAGUGAUCCAGACCAGCCACGAUCCUUAGGAAGAAUUUGAUUGAUAAGGUCUGGAACUGGGGUUGGGGAUGGGCAAGUACUUUUGGUUAUGUUGUAGCAGAUAUCACAAUCAUAGGUAGAUAAAAAGGGUCCUAGAGGAACACUUGGGAUUUUUUCCCCCAGAAGGUUAAGCUUAUAGUUCAUUAUUGGUUUCUUGCCCUUUUUACUUUGAAUGAUGCUGGAUAUACAGUAGGCCAGAAAUAUCUUCCCUUUUAUGCUAAGGGCCCGGGUUGACUGGGUGGCUGCAACUAGAUAUGACUGCCUUAAGCUUCUUACAUGCAGGGAUGUUGCUUUUUUUCUGCUGCAGCGUGAUAAACUGGGACCAAUGUGA
Lepus europaeus (European hare) is the source of this 4276-nucleotide messenger RNA. It is a transcript of the gene KHNYN, whose product is annotated as KH and NYN domain containing. Gene Ontology annotation, cellular component: cytoplasmic ribonucleoprotein granule; nucleus. Gene Ontology annotation, molecular function: mRNA binding; RNA endonuclease activity. The record is from RefSeq and is a predicted model, not a curated record. NCBI's taxonomy places the organism in Eukaryota, Metazoa, Chordata, Mammalia, Lagomorpha, Leporidae. The transcript is spliced from 8 exons. Bases 195 to 2183 code for a protein of 662 amino acids.